CCUCCCGCCGCCUCGCGCCCCGCCGCGCCCCGCGAGCCGAGCCCGGGCCGAGGGCGAGCGAGCGGGCCGGGCGCGCGGCCGCCGCCUCCGCCGCGCCAUGCAGCCGCCGGGCCCGCCCCCGGCCUACUCGCCGCCCAACGGGGACUUCACCUUCGUCUCGUCGGCCGACGCGGACGAUCUCAGUGGUUCAAUAGCACCCCCAGAUGUCAAAUUAAACCUUGGUGGAGAUUUUAUCAAAGAAUCUACAGCAACUACAUUUCUAAGACAAAGAGGAUAUGGCUGGCUUUUGGAAGUUGAAGAUGAUGAUCCUGAAGAUAACAAGCCACUCUUGGAGGAAUUGGACAUCGAUCUAAAGGAUAUUUACUACAAAAUUCGAUGUGUUUUGAUGCCAAUGCCAUCACUUGGUUUUAAUAGACAAGUGGUUAGAGACAACCCUGACUUCUGGGGUCCUCUGGCUGUUGUUCUUUUCUUUUCCAUGAUAUCAUUAUAUGGACAGUUUAGGGUGGUCUCAUGGAUUAUAACCAUUUGGAUCUUUGGUUCACUAACAAUUUUCUUACUUGCCAGAGUUCUUGGUGGAGAAGUUGCAUACGGCCAGGUUCUUGGAGUUAUAGGAUAUUCAUUACUUCCUCUCAUUGUAAUAGCCCCGAUACUUCUGGUGGUUGGAUCUUUCGAAGUGGUAUCUACCCUUAUAAAGCUGUUCGGUGUGUUCUGGGCCGCCUACAGUGCUGCUUCCUUGUUAGUGGGUGAAGAAUUCAAGACCAAAAAGCCUCUCCUGAUCUAUCCAAUCUUUUUAUUGUACAUUUAUUUUUUGUCCUUAUAUACCGGGGUAUGAUCAACUUCAUACGUGAGUAGAAAAAGACAGUGUCAUGUGGGUAGGCUGGGAAUUCUGCUGAGGGGGAUCGAGGAAAUCAAAAUCGUUGCUGGUUAAAUUGACAUGUCACGGAUGUAAAAGCAAGUUUAAGGUCUUUUUAAACAACACUUUUUGUAUUUAAUUAAACAAUUGCUGUUGUCUGGAGUUUUUUGGUCAGAAUUCUAAAUUCUGUUUGAUUUUUCAUAUUCUAGUGAAUAAAAUAUAAAAGACUUGUGUUUUUAAGAUUGUGUCAAUAUUCACCUAAAAACUUGUGCCAAAAGCACCUGCUGUAGUAAUUAGAUUUAACUUGAGGGUUAUAAAGAACAUCUUAAUAAUCUAAAAGUGCAAUUUUUUUCCUCAAAGGGUUUUCUCCUGCAUUGCAGAUCCUGUAGAUAUAUAUUUAUAUUUAUACAAAAUAUAUUUAUGAAAUAAUUCUUAUUCACAAAAUAUAUUUCUGGAUAGCCUAAAAAUUAAGAUAUUUUAGAUCUGAUGCUUAAACUUUCUUUAAUUUGGCCAUUAAUCUUUUUAUUUGUAAAUUUAAAUUUGUUUUUUAAAUUGUAUAUAAUUUUUAAAAUCUCAUACAUGCUUCAAAAUAUCCUUGUUGAGAAUUCUUAACUAAAACUAAUUUUAAAAUUUACUGAUGUAGACUUGAUUUGUUUGAGUGUGCUUUUUAAAAACUAUUUUGAAUGUCUAAAAAUCUGAUUAGAGUUUCUGUUUAUCUUUCUGACCAAAGGAGCAAGAGGUAUAAUAGCUAUGGCUUUCACUAAAAUUGUCAAAUGUGGUCAACUGGUAAUAUUUAUAGCAUCAGUAAAUAUUUUUGAGUGGUACUCCCUAAAUUAUAAAAGUUGCUGGAAAAGAGACCUCUAAAAAUCUUGUGGUCCUGAACAAUGUUAAAUGAACUAGAAAAAAUAAAAUGGUUCCCAGCCGUG
Molecule: messenger RNA, 1779 nt
Organism: Sorex araneus (European shrew)
Lineage: Eukaryota; Metazoa; Chordata; Mammalia; Eulipotyphla; Soricidae
Gene: YIPF4
Product: Yip1 domain family member 4
Exons: 6
Coding region: 98-832 (244 amino acids)
Biological process (GO): endoplasmic reticulum to Golgi vesicle-mediated transport; vesicle fusion with Golgi apparatus
Cellular component (GO): trans-Golgi network; membrane
Source: RefSeq, a predicted model, not a curated record